AUGGCAAGUGAAAGUCAAGAUGUGGAUAAAGAGUUUGAAGAUUGGAAAAAAGAACAUGGUAAUAAUGAUUAAAUAAGAUCCAUUAAAUUGUUGGAAGCAUCAAGAUUACCAGUGUGCUGGAGUUUUUCUUUUGAUACAUUUACAUUUACGUCAUUUAGCAGACGCUCUUAUCCAGAGCGACUUACAGUUAGUGAAUAAUUUUAUUUUUUUAUAUACUGGCCUCCCGUGGGAAUCGAACCCACAACCCUGGCGUUGCAAACGCCAUGCUCUAUCAACUGAGCUACAUCCCUGCCGGCCAUUCCCUCCCCUACCCUGGACGCCGCUGGGCCAAUUGUGCGCCGCCCAUGAGUCUCCCGGUCGCGGCCGGCUGCGACAGAGCCUGGAUUCAAACCAGGAUCUCUAGUGGCACAGUUAGCACUGCGAUGCAGUGCCUUAGACCACUGCGCCACUCAGGAGGUUUUCUUUUGAUAGAUUUUUUAUUUUGAUAGUUUUUCUUUUGAUAGAGUUUUUCUUUUGAUAGAGUUUUUCUUUUGAUAGAGUUUUUCUUUUGAUUGAGUUUUUCUUUUUCUGUGCACCUGGUAGAACGUGAUUACGUUCUAUAAUAAUGAUAUAGGUCAAAUACAUUUUUUGAUGUAUUUUAUUUCAGUGGCAUACACAAUUUGGUUACCCAGGCCAUAUGGGCUUAUAAGACUCUAUUAGUCAAUUGCUUGUGCAACAAAAUUCUAAACAAAAUUUGAUUUUGUAGAUGCAUAAUUGUCGCAUUAGUACCACACAGUCGCAUUAUCAUGAUAAGGUUAAUUCUCACAGACAAUACAUUUUUCCUUCUCCCCAGGCUUUGAAAAUAAAUUGGGCAAAAAUUUAUCAAAAUACACCCUGUCUGAAAAACAAUCCUAGCCUGUGUUCGUCAUGUAGACAGAACACUUCAACACAACACGAAGAAUACAGUGAUGAGACUGAAAAUCUUGUACACUGCACAGUUUAACAAAGUAGUUCUAAUUCUCAUUUACAGAGUGUGUGUAUUUACAGGGAAGAAGUACAAAUCCAAGGAGGAGGAAGCCAAGCGCAAGAAGAUCUGGCUAGGGAGUAGGACCUUGGUCAUAGAACACAACAAGAAAUAUGACAGGGGAGAGUCAACCUUCCAAUGUGGCAUGAACCACAUGUCUGACUUGGUAUGUAACCAUUUAUACCAAAUAAUCUUGUUCUUGUUCUUGUUCUUGUUCUUGUUCUUGUUCUUGUUCUUGUUCUUCUUCUUCUUCUUCUUCUUCUUCUUCUUCUUCUUCUUCUUCUUCUUCUUCUUCUUCUUCUUCUUCUUCUUCUUCUUCUUCUUCUUCUUCUUCUUCUUCUUCUUCUUCUUCUUCUUCUUCUUCUUCUUCUUCUUCUUCUUCUUCUUCUUCUUCAUAACUCACUGA
Messenger RNA from Coregonus sp. 'balchen', 1409 nucleotides. Lineage: Eukaryota; Metazoa; Chordata; Actinopteri; Salmoniformes; Salmonidae. The record is from the annotation of a GenBank genome assembly.